Messenger RNA from Sciurus carolinensis (gray squirrel), 2674 nucleotides. It is a transcript of the gene Syndig1, whose product is annotated as synapse differentiation inducing 1. The transcript is spliced from 4 exons. The record is from RefSeq and is a predicted model, not a curated record. Lineage: Eukaryota; Metazoa; Chordata; Mammalia; Rodentia; Sciuridae. The coding region runs from base 532 to 1308 and encodes 258 amino acids. Gene Ontology annotation, cellular component: postsynaptic density membrane; intracellular membrane-bounded organelle; synaptic vesicle membrane. Gene Ontology annotation, biological process: positive regulation of synapse assembly; synaptic vesicle clustering.
GGCUGCCGCCUCCCGCACGCGCGUUUGCAGACUAGGCAAGCAGAGCCGCGCGCCCCCGGGCGCCCCUCGUCCAACACGCCACCAGAGUGUCCUCGCACCGUUUCCUUUCCCCGGGGCCGUGAGGACUCGGCUCCGCCCUGGCGCCGCCGCCGCUCCGGACUCCCGCCGCCCGGGCUGCCGCUGGUGCCCCACUCCCGGCGCUCCCGGCGCUCCCGUACGCGCGGGGCAGCCGGGGGCGUUGGCGGCUAGCAUAGGGCGGGGAGCGGCGCGGGGAGAGGAGCUAAGCAGCGCAGAGGGGAGCAGAGAGAAGGGGAGGGCAGAGGAGGAGAGAGCCUGGGAGCUGAGGAGCAGAGGCGGGCGCCGCACCGCCCUGCGCCCCGCACGCUCGCUGGCUCGGGAGACGCGCGGGCGGCCGCUUUGGGCGCACCAGCCGGGUCACCUUGUCCCGGAGAAGAAAUGGGUCCCAUGAAGCAAGUGUGACCUGUGAGUCCAACUCACCAGCCUAACACCCAGCUGGGGAGGAAGAGGACCAUGGAUGGCAUCAUCGAGCAGAAAAGCGUGCUGGUGCACAGUAAGAUCAGUGAUGCUGGUAAGAGGAACGGCUUGAUUAACACCAGAAACUUCAUGGCCGAGAGUAGAGAUGGCCUGGUGUCCGUUUAUCCAGCGCCCCAGUACCAGAGUCGCAGGAUGGUGGCCAGCACAGCACCAGCCAACCUGGACAGCAGCAGAAAUGAGCCUGUGCAGCAGCUGCUGGAUCCCAACACCCUGCAGCAAUCAGUGGAGUCCCAUUACCGUCCCAACAUCAUCCUCUACUCAGAGGGAGUGCUGCGCUCCUGGGGGGAUGGCGUGGCUGCCGACUGCUGUGAAACCACCUUCAUUGAGGACCGGUCACCCACCAAAGACAGCCUGGAGUACCCGGAUGGGAAGUUCAUUGACCUCUCAGCUGAUGACAUCAAAAUCCACACCUUGUCCUAUGAUGUGGAGGAAGAGGAAGAAUUACAAGAGCUGGAGAGUGACUACUCAAGUGACACAGAGAGUGAGGACAACUUUCUUAUGAUGCCCCCGCGGGACCAUCUGGGGCUCAGCGUCUUCUCUAUGCUCUGUUGCUUCUGGCCUUUGGGCAUCGCCGCCUUCUACUUGUCCCAUGAGGUACAUAGUAGGUGUUUGAGGAAGAGGACAGUCAACCAUUGUGAUGACCCAAGACUCUUUCUUUGUACUGAGAGGAGACCUCGUCAUGGAAAAACCAUACAGCCUUCCAGACACAGGGCCAUUUACACUGCUCCCCUCCCUUCUGGAAAACAUUUGUGAGAAGCCAAAACAGAACUUGGAAGAAACAUGGUAUUUUAUGAAGGCCCUGGAGGACAACGGCAUGGAUUAUGUGAAAUUCUCCCUUCUCUUUUUAGUUUGUAAAGUCACCCUCAACUUUCACAGUGCAGAAUAUCUUUCCCAUUGUUCCUCAUGAGUUUUAGUGUUCUGUUCUGGUCCUGAUCCCCCAGGAAAAUCAGAAAUGAUGAAUGGAUUAUGUAUAAUGUGAACAUUAUGUGGUUUGGUAGCCUGCAGCAAACUUAGUCCAUUAUAAAUAUUCAUAAAUAUUUGGUGAGGAGUUGUGCCUGGAAGCUGCCUCACUCUGGUCAAAGUUUGCAUCCAGACCUGGAAUGUCCUUGCCUAACCCAUUAGGGCAGAUGUUACAGUCCCAAGUGAAAACAUGAGCUUAUAGCUCUAUACUGCCUGCAGGUCUAUGGGUGACUGCCCAACCCCAUGCUCUGCCAUCUCAUUAGUGCCUGCCCUCUUAACAUUGCCCCAACCCUAAAGCCCAAGCUGCAGUAUCUGACAAUGUUGUGCCCACCACCUAUGUUCUAAAUGCCUGGUAGAUUCCCCAGCACUCAGCACAGGAGCAGGCUGAGAGGAAAGCUCAGAAAUAAAUAUCAAGUGAUCUUCACAGUUAAUGUUCACAGAGGUGGAUUUUCUACAUAUCUUUGUGAAACACCUUUCAGUUGGAACAUUUUUACUCAAGUUUAUCAUCCUAAAGGAGGUGACAAAAUUCGGUAAGAUGCCCUUCUUUUACUGUCUCCAAGGUGAUUUUUCCAGGGUGGUCUCUAGACCAGUAGAAUCAGAAUCACCUGAGAAGUUCUUAAGAUUGCAGUUUCCAGGGCACCACCCUUGCCUGCUGAAUCAAGACACUUAACCUGGGGCCCAGGAAUCUGUGUUAACCAACCCUUUCAAAUAUGGCUAGUGCAGCUUAUGUUUGAGACCAAUUGGACUGAUAGAUGCCAAAGUCUUUUCCUGAUCCAUCAAGGUCUGCAUAAUGAAACCUGGUGCCCAGAAGAGGAUAGGGUGAAGGUAUGUGGGGGCAGAGUGCACAAGAGUCCUGCUCCAGGGACCUCCUUUCUGUGUCUUGUUUAGUACUCUCAUAUCCACCGGGUACUUUUAAAACCUCUUUCUUCCAAUUCACCAGCAUCCCCCACACUCAGCCACAUAUUCCUUUACUUAUUUGCUUAUACAGGUAUACAUCUCAAUUUAUUAAUUCAUUGCCUUUUCAAAUUACAUAAGUAGUGCACUCCAAUAAUCAAUAGGAGGAGGAAAAUGAAAGGACUAAAGUGAACGUUGCUCUCCAUAUUCCUUCCUCAAAACCACCCCUCCCAAUUGACCACCUCUUUCCAAGCAUUUAUAAACC